Dothidotthia symphoricarpi CBS 119687 is the source of this 1950-nucleotide messenger RNA. Its product is annotated as FAD/NAD(P)-binding domain-containing protein. Gene Ontology annotation, cellular component: mitochondrion. NCBI's taxonomy places the organism in Eukaryota, Fungi, Ascomycota, Dothideomycetes, Pleosporales, Dothidotthiaceae. The transcript has a single exon. The record is from RefSeq and is a predicted model, not a curated record. Bases 173 to 1474 code for a protein of 433 amino acids. Gene Ontology annotation, molecular function: sulfide:quinone oxidoreductase activity; FAD binding.
CUGCGCCGCUGCUUAUUUUCUUGCCUUUGAUUCUUGAGCCUGCAUUUGCACUUUGACAUUGAACGCGCUGGACCGCACUGCACUGCCCUUUGACCUUACUACUGCCAGAUUCCACUCGACGACAAACACGAAGCGCAUAUCAACGCGACCAAGACAUUCCCACCCCCACAAAAUGGCUGCACGCGCCUUCGCCACCGUCCACCCCGUCACCACGGCCUCGCACGCCCACAAAGUGCUGAUCGUCGGCGGUGGCUCAGCCGGGCUCUCCAUCGCGCACCAACUCCUCCGCACAGGACGGUUCCAGGCGCGCGACAUUGCCCUCGCCGACCCCUCGCAGUACCACCACUACCAGCCCGGGUGGACGCUGGUCGGCGGGGGGCUGAAGAAGAAGGAAGACCUGCGGCAAGACUUAGCGGGGCUGGUGGACGAGCGGGUCAAGCUGUACGGCAGCGGGGUCAAGGUCGGCGGGCUGGAUGUGGGGCAGAAUGAGGUGGAGCUGGAGAGCGGGGAGCGCGUGGGGUACGAGCAUGUCGUCGUCGUGCCGGGGAUAAAGGUGGAUACCGCGAGUGUGAAGGGGCUGGGCGACGCGCUGCAGGACGGGCGGAGUGGCGUGUCGAGCGUGUACGGGUACGAGACGUGCGACAAGGUGUGGAGGGACGUGCAGGCCUUCAAAGGGGGCAAGGCCAUCUUCACCCAGCCGGCGGGCCUGAUCAAGUGUGCCGGCGCGCCGCAGAAGGUCAUGUGGCUGGCGUGGGACCACUGGGUCAAGAGCGGGCUGUACCGCGCGGCGGCGUCGUCGGCCAUUGACGUCUCCUUCGCGACGGGGCUGCCCGUCAUGUUCGGCGUGGGCAAGUACAACGCCGUGCUGGACAAGCUGCGGCAGGAGCGCGGCAUCGAGGGGCUGUUCCAGCACGACCUCGUCGCUGUCGACGGCGACAGAGCGACCUUUGCACGACCAGAUGGGGACAAGGUGGAGAAGCGCUUCGACCUGUUGCACGUCGUGCCCAAGAUGGGGCCCCACGCCUUCGUCAAGCAGAGCGCCCUCGCCGACGCCGCGGGCUACGUCGCCGUCGACCCCGCCACCCUCCAACACACCACCUACCCCAACGUGUGGUCCGCAGGCGACGCAUCGAGUCUCCCAACAAGCAAGACAGCCGCCGCCAUCACCGCCCAGGCCCCCGUGCUGGUGCACAACCUACUGCGCAGUCUGGAUGGCGCCGACAAGACUACAGGCGAGCCCCAAGCCUACGACGGCUAUACAUCAUGCCCGCUGACCAUUGGCGAGAGCAAGGUCCUGCUCGCCGAAUUCAAGUACGGCGGCGUGCCCAAGGAGACGUUCAACGCCCUGUUUGGCCUCGACCAGGGCGUGCCCAGACAGGCCUUCUACCACCUCAAGAAGGACUUCUUCCCGUGGGUAUAUCAAAACUACAUGGUGAAGGGGCAAUGGGCUGGGCCACAGGGGUGGAUGAGGUGAGGUGGGGGAUGUACUUUCGCUUCAAGCGACGUCGAUGCCGAAAACAAUGAGGAUUAUGUAAGCUGCUGUACCACUAUGAAUACUCCGACGAAAGAAGAAGACAGUCAUGUCAGUGCCUAUCUAUGUUCCAUUACCUUACAACACACAUGUCAAUACAAACAAACACAGCCGUCCUGUGGAUUUUUUGUUUGAGGAUUGAUAUAUUGGGUUUGCGUUAUACAUCUCACCCUUGUCAUGGACAACAAACACAGGUUUAAACACCACUGUGGUAUUUCGAAUAUCUAUCUACACCCACGCUUGAUACCUCUUGGUCUUCUGGAACGCCUGCUUGAACAUGCCAUACCUCUCCGACCUCUUCGCCGCCGCCGACGCGUUCCUUGGCGGGAUACUCUCCCAGCUGCGCGCAUACGUCGCCGUCAUAUGCGCAAUCGCGCGCGAGAACUCAAUCCAUGCGUCGAGAUUCAAAUUGUUGACGG